AUGCGAAGAAUGAAUAACGGAACAAAAUGGACACUAUUUUUUAUCUUUAUAAUAGCGUUUGGUCUGACUGCUUUCAAAAUGUUUGAAAGUUUAUCGACCAAGAGAAGAGUGAAGCCAAAUGUAUACCCAAAGUCGCACAACUACGAGCUAAUUUUACUUCGCAAUGAGGCUCCUCAUAUCCGUACGUUUACUACAAAGGCAAUUAUAAAACCAACCGCUGUGAUUGUGACAAAGCCGCCUAUACCUGUGAUAAAGCCGUUAAAAGUGUCUUGGAAACAGGGUGAAAUAUUCUACCGUGAAAUCAAGCCAAUAAAGUCAUCUAAACUAAAUGUUCUAUUAUUACACGGACGAGAGUUUACAUCUGCAAAUUGGACGAGUUUAAAAACCAUGGAUAUAUUGGCUAAGCAUGGAUAUCACGUGAUCGCUAUGGAUUUACCAGGUUCUGGGAAGUCAACAUAUAAAAUCAAUGAUUUGCAAUCAGAUAAGAAAAGAGCAAAAGUUUUGGAAAAUUUCAUCCGUAAAGUAGGUCUUCUAUCACCGGUGAUUGUGUCUCCUUCAGCAAGUGGACGCUACAGCCUGCCUUAUAUUGCUUCUUUAAGAGAUCCUAAAGCAGUAAGUGGGUUUAUUUCUAUUGCUGUGGAAGGCACGGACAGAAUACUGGGGAAAAACAUGAAACAUUUCCCACCAACCUUGAUCCUCCGAGGCUCAAGAGAUACCUCACUGGGUGUGACAUCAUCAAAUGCACUAAAGAUGUAUGUGCCUCAUACUACAGAGAAAGUUAUUAAAAAGGCAGGACGUUUUUGUUAUAUCAAUAAACCUGACGAAUUUCAUGAAAUAUUGCUAAAUUUUUUGCGUGAUAGCGUUGGACAAAAUAUAGUUUGA
Molecule: messenger RNA, 882 nt
Organism: Paramuricea clavata
Lineage: Eukaryota; Metazoa; Cnidaria; Anthozoa; Malacalcyonacea; Plexauridae
Source: the annotation of a GenBank genome assembly